AAAACCACACAAGGUUAUUCCACUAUAACUAUCUUAGUUAUCUUAGAAAUCAGUACUCUAAUACACACUUCUAAAGACAGAAAAAAGUGGAUAAUGUUUCCCUCACAUUUGUAGUUUGUUUGUGUGUGUGUGUGUGUGUGUGUGUGUGUGUGUGUGUGUGUGUCUAGUUUCAAGUUUGAGUAAGGAUGUCCCAAUGAAUUUGGGGUGUUCUCUUUGCAAAUGUCCUCGGGACACUUCAUCAUCAUCCCUGUCGUGUGGAGGGGGAAGUGUAAUAAAAACACAAGGGCGCUGAUGGUGAGUGUACUGGAGAGGAGUGUCAGAGUGGGACAGUGAGACAGGGCCAUGUCCCGCUGCAGUCUGAGGGCCCGUCUGGCUCCGUGUCUGUCCCAACAGGUCAGAGCCGCUCACACGGGACAGGUACCUGCUGUCAGAAAGGAUAACUCUGCCGUGCAAGCCUUCAGUGAGAUUCCCGGACAAUGGAAGAACAGCGUGGCCAAUCUCUACACACUCUGGAAAAUGGACGGCCUCGGUAAUAUUCACAGGAUUAUGCUGCACAAUUUCAAUAUUUAUGGUCCCAUUUACAGGGAAAAGGUUGGGUACUAUGAGAGUGUGAACAUCAUCAAGCCAGAAGACGCUGCUGUCCUGUUCAAAGCUGAGGGUCAUUAUCCCAAGAGGCUCAGGAUGGAAGCGUGGAUCUCCUACAGAGACUACAGGAACCGCAAAUAUGGCGUUGUGCUCAAAGAGGGAGAGGACUGGAAAUUCAACAGGAUCGUUCUGAACAAGGAAAUGAUUUCUCCAAAUGUGCAGGGGAACUUUUUGCCAAUGCUGGAUGAGGUCAGUCAGGACUUUGUGGCGCGUGUCUAUAAGAAGAUCGAGAGGACUGGACAGAACGAAUGGACCACAGAUCUGUCCCAUGAGCUCUUCAAGUUUGCUCUGGAAUCGGUGAGUCAUGUGCUGUACGGCAAGCGUUUGGGUCUGCUGUUGGACAACAUUGAUCCAGAGGCCCAGCACUUCAUCGACUGCAUCACCAUGAUGUUCAAGACCACCUCGCCCAUGCUGUACCUCCCGCCGGCCCUGCUCCGCCAUAUCGGGGCCAAAGUCUGGAAGGACCACGUGGAGGCCUGGGAUGGCAUCUUUAACCAGGCCGACCGAUGUAUCCAGAGUAUCUACGGACAGCUGAGGAAAAAUCCAGACGCUGAUGAGAAGUACCCUGGUGUGCUGGCCAGCCUCCUAAUGCAGGACAAACUGUCCAUCGAGGACAUAAAGGCCAGCAUCACAGAGCUGAUGGCUGGCGGCGUGGACACGACGUCUAUCACUCUGUUGUGGACGCUCUAUGAAUUGGCACGACUUCCGGACCUGCAGGAGGAGAUACGGGCCGAAAUCUCAGCCGCGCGUAUCACCUCUAAAGGAGAUGUGGUGCAGAUGCUCAAGAUGGUUCCUCUGCUUAAAGGAGCCUUGAAGGAAACUCUGAGGUUACAUCCUGUAGCAGUGAGUCUACAAAGAUAUAUUGCUGAAGACAUCGUCCUUCAAAAUUAUCACAUUCCAGCUGGGACCUUAGUUCAGCUGGGUGUCUACGCUAUGGGUCGUGAUCACCGGAUCUUCCCGCACCCGGAGCAGUACCGUCCCUCUCGCUGGGUCCGAUCCCAGACCCACUACUUCAGGAGCAUGGGCUUCGGCUCCGGCCCACGCCAGUGUCUGGGCCGCAGGAUCGCCGAGAACGAGAUGCACCUCUUCCUUAUUCAUAUGCUGGAGAACUUCAGGUUUGAGAAGCAGAGGCAGGUGGAGGUCAGGAGCACGUUUGAGCUCAUCCUGCUGCCCGAGAAGCCCAUCAUGCUCACCAUCAAACCGCUGAACGCCAGCAGAGCUGCAAACAGGAAAUGAUGUCAAAGACAGAACUGGAUGGAACACUGAGCUUUGGAGAUGGAAAAAAAAUCAACUCUGACAUGAAAUGCCUGUCAAACGUUUGGACUCAAUUUAUGUUUCUCUCGUGAUCUUAACACGACAUCACGAGUUCACGCAAAAAUGAAAAUUCUGUAGUUCAAACACAAAAAAAUAUAUAUUUUUAAGAAUGUUGGGAACACAGAGUUUUAAGUAUCUGCUUUUCCACAGAAGAAUAACACAUUUUGGACUGACAUGAAGGUGAGGGAAUUAUGAAAAAGCGACUCUAAAAUAUUUUCAUUUUAAUUUUUAAACUGCUUUUUCUUGGCGUGCAUUUGUUUCAAAGAUUUGAUGACUUUUCUAUUAUUCUAAAAUAUUAAUAAUAAAAAAUGAGUAUAGCAGGUGUGCCCAAAUUUUUGACUGGUACUAAAUGUCAGAUAAAAAAAAAAAAAAAAUUAAAUAUUCUAAAGAUAUAUACAUUAAGGGUGGGAAUCUUUUGGUAUCUCACGAUUCGAAUUCAUAUCGAUUCACGAUUUUCUGAUUUUUAAUCAUGAUUCACAAUUUUUCAUAAUUUUUUUGUGCACACUGGACAUCAAACACACCAGUCUACAGUAUGGGUAGUCCUGACUCAAGUAAUCAGUGUUUCCUAUUAACUUCCUAAUAAAUCAAAAAUAUUCGUAAAGGAAAUGAUGUGUAGUAUGUUUGGAAAGGAAAUGAUGUGUAGUAUGUUUGGAAAUGAAAUGAUGUGUAGUAUGUUUGGAAAGGAAAUGAUGUGUAGUAUGUUUGGAAAGGAAAUGAUGUGUAGUAUGUUUGGAAAGGAAAUGAUGUGUAGUAUGGAACCCCUAAAGGAAAUAAAUAUGAGAU
Molecule: messenger RNA, 2742 nt
Organism: Cyprinus carpio (common carp)
Lineage: Eukaryota; Metazoa; Chordata; Actinopteri; Cypriniformes; Cyprinidae
Product: cholesterol side-chain cleavage enzyme, mitochondrial-like
Biological process (GO): C21-steroid hormone biosynthetic process; cortisol metabolic process; cholesterol metabolic process
Cellular component (GO): mitochondrial inner membrane
Molecular function (GO): monooxygenase activity; iron ion binding; oxidoreductase activity, acting on paired donors, with incorporation or reduction of molecular oxygen
Source: RefSeq, a predicted model, not a curated record